This is a messenger RNA of Liolophura sinensis, 2450 nucleotides long. Its product is annotated as APGW-amide-related neuropeptide-like. The coding region runs from base 145 to 831 and encodes 228 amino acids. The record is from RefSeq and is a predicted model, not a curated record. NCBI's taxonomy places the organism in Eukaryota, Metazoa, Mollusca, Polyplacophora, Chitonida, Chitonidae. The transcript has 3 exons.
CCUUGGGCUUUAUAUUGGCUUGUGUCACUUGCUUCCAUCUCAUUCGAGUCGUAACUCCCGGGCCCGCGGUCCUACACCAUCGCUUACUUGAACCGGCAACUGCCGAAGAAGGAACACUGAAAAACUUUAUACCGCCAAAGAAUAAUGCAUCAUCAGAGAUUUCUCCUUUUUGGACUUUGGUUUGUGGCUGUGGUCUUAUCAAAAUCCGAAGGGACAGAAGUGGACGUGGACAAGCGGAGACCGGGAUGGGGAAAGCGGGACAAUGGUAUGUUAGGCACUGCAUCGGAGGAAGUGUCUGAUUCGUUAGACAAACGCAGUCCUGGAUGGGGAAAGAGAUAUUUUCAAACCGAUUUACCAGAAGAAGACAGCUUGGACAAGAGGAGACCGGGUUGGGGCAAACGUUUUAAUUCCGAGUCUUUCGAGGAUAGUAUGGACAAAAGGCGACCUGGCUGGGGUAAAAGGGACCCUAUGAUGUCCGACUCAGAAGAGAUGGAAAAACGGCGACCAGGGUGGGGUAAGAGAAUGCUGACACAAUCUCUGUCUGAGGAACUUAACAAACGGCGUCCAGGCUGGGGCAAGAGAGCAGACGCCCUGGCUGAGUCUAUUUUCAAACGUCGACCAGGGUGGGGAAAACGCGAUUCUGACCUCGAUAAACGACGACCUGGCUGGGGCAAAAGAUCGGAGAACUUUCUGUCAGAGUUAGACAAAAGACGACCUGGCUGGGGAAAACGGUCAUCCGGCAAAGAUAUGUGUCCAGUUCUAUCCGACGAAGUCGUGUAUUAUUUAGAAAGAGCUGUUGAGGCUCAGUCUAAGCUCUCCCGGUAUUGCUGAGAGUGUGUAUCUUAUUUAAGUGAGACAUGCAAGGACACAGGCGAGGACAAAAUGGCGCUCCUGGGUCCUGAUCCAUGAAGACUACGGUGACUUUAUCGACUCGGCAUCUGACUAAUCCCUCCUGCCUCUCUGAAAUCUUCAAAACAGCAACCAACUAUCAUCAGUCCGUGAACAAACUACUCCUGAUAGGUAUCUGAUCAUCACCGGCUCCAUUCGUCAGUAACUAUGCUUCAGAUAACGCUUCGUCGGCUACAGAUGUGUAAAGUUUCUCGUCACGUCUCGCCAUCAAUUCAAUUAGAUGAUGAAAUAAUUAAUGACACUAUAAGAGCGUGUGACCAUCUUGGCGUCGUCGUCUGUCUUUUAGUGCACCCAGCAAUUCCAACCACACUGGGGACUUCGAUAAACAUCUGUAAUAUCUUGGACUGUGGCAGAAAUACUGGACAGGGCCACGUGCUAGCGUCUGCAUUGCCUCCAAGGACCCACCAGAUUCCAUCCACCUAUCACCCCAGGGAAUGGCAGAUAGAAUCUGGAUACAGUCGUCACAUGUUUUCACAGGCCUGGCAAGUAAAGUCUUGUCUUCUGGCUUUUAACAAUAUUGUUCGCAUGAUGUCGAUGAAGCCCAAACGUCCCCAGAUGAGCCUAGAGGUUUUUAAUUUAAUAAAGAAGAACAAGAAAUAUCUGACAGACUUGAUUAAAACAUAUUUCAUAGAUCAAAGACAGGUUUCAUCGUAUCCAAAUUAAAAUGACCUGCAGCUUUUGUAGCAGUUUAUAGAUAUUACAGGGCACCCUGGGCAAGCCCAUUUGUAAUAACCAGUUGAUAGAACAUUGCUCCUAUCUCGUAUGUAUUGUUUCAUUUGAUAGUUUCAUGCAGAGGCUAUGAAUAUAUUUUUGAACAAUCCAGCUACAUAGUUAUAGACGUAUGAAACCUAAGCCCUAUCCUGAUUAAAAUUUGUUGAGAAAUAUGUCGGACGAUUUAAGUUUGUUUUGUUGUUAAUUUUGUUUUAUGAUCAUGGUGUGUAGAAAUGUUCUUACCAUACAUUGCUUUUUGACAUUUCUGUGUUGUGGGAUCAUUGUUGUAUUAAGUUACGUUCUCACUUGAUUCUAAAAAUCGAUUUAUUUUUAACUGUAAAUGAAUAAAUGAAGGACUUUGGAGCACAGUGUUAUUGCCUAUCUGUCUCUUGUUACAGCAUAUUUGACUUCAAACGUAUAUACAGGUUAAUGAUUUUGCAGACGUAAGUAAUAUAAAGCAAAAUAAAAAGGCCUCUUUCCUACCAGCCCCACAGUGUGCAUUUUAAUAGAAAGUUAAAAAGAAAAACAACCUUAAAUCUUAACUUCGGACGAAACAUUGUUCUCUAUUGCAUUUACGAACAGAACGACGGAGAACACUGUAUACAUUAGACAACAAAAUACAGCUUUGAAACGAUGUGCUAAAGCUAGCCAAAGAGUCUAGAUGCUUCUUUAUCUACUUGUUCUUUUAGAAAAUUUUAUCAAUUUGUUACAGUAUUAAAUAUUUACUCGCAGGACAAGCUAAGAAUAUCAUUCCAAGUUUGAAUAGUUAAAUAUGUCUCUAAUCGUCCCACAUAAAUGAGGCUGAAAACAUAAAGUCUCAUCAGUACAUU